Messenger RNA from Diaporthe batatas, 1203 nucleotides. RefSeq lists its product as uncharacterized. NCBI's taxonomy places the organism in Eukaryota, Fungi, Ascomycota, Sordariomycetes, Diaporthales, Diaporthaceae. The coding region runs from base 1 to 1203 and encodes 400 amino acids. The transcript is spliced from 2 exons. The record is from RefSeq and is a predicted model, not a curated record.
AUGGAGUCGACCGAGGAUGGAACGGCUCGAAAGGAGGCCCGCAAGCAUGACAGUGCGUUGCAACACAAGGAGGCAGCGCGCGCCCAGCGAAAGCUGGAGCGCAAGUUGAAACGGGAAGAGAAAGCCGAGGCCAAGGCUGCCCGCAAGUCCAACGUCAAGCGCGCAGGAAAAUGGACUGGCGAGCGCAAGGAGCUGGACAAGCUCAAGAAGGCCGCCAACAAGGCCGCGAAGCGCGAGAAGAAACAACAGCGCGAGGUGGCCAACGCUGCAGAGAUCCAGGCUCAGGAUGAGAAGCUAAAGGCUGAGGUUGAGAAAGCCAAGGCCCGGCAGGCGCACCUGGCCAAGCUGCAGGAGCAGGAGAGCACGUCGGCGGAGGACCUCGAUGAGGGGGACAAGACAAAGAUGAGCAAGAAGAGCAAGAAGUCGAAGAAAACGCAGGAUGAAGAGCCCGUACAGGAUGCCGAAAAUACACCAGCGAAGAAGCCCAAAAAGUCCAAGAAGCACAACCAAGAACCCGAGGCUGCGAUCACCACCAUCGAGGCCGGAAAGUCUUCCAAGAAAGACAAGAAGCGCAAACGAGACGCCGAUGUCAACGAAAACCCCUCGGAUGUCCCAGCUGAAGAUGAACUGCCAGCCAAGAAGUCAAAGAGGGAUAAGAAGGACAAGAAACACAAGCCAGAAACCGAGCCCGAGCCAGCGCAUGCACCGGCCGACGAGGAGCCUCCCACGAAGAAGCCCAAGAAAUCCAAGAAGCGCGACCAGGAACGGGACGUCCCGGCCCCGGUAGCCGUUCCGGCGGACGAGGUCGCGCUGAAGAAGGACAAGAAGGACAAGAAGGCCAGAAAGGAGAACAAGAAGGCCGCCGCCGAAUGUAGCGGGAAGGACGAGGCCGGCAAGGACACGACGGCGAGCGAGAAGGCACUGGCGAAGGCACAGGCUGAGAAGCCAACAGCAGCAGCUGAGGCCGCCAACUGGAACGUUACCGCGCUUGAGGGCGGCGCCUCCAGGCAAGCCAAGUUCCUACGGCUUCUAGGCGGCAAGGGCGCCGGCACUGCCGCCGCGGCCGCGGGGCCUGCUGCCUCGGGGGCGGCCCGGUCGUCUUUCGACGUGAGCAAGGUAACGGGAGAUCUGGAGCAGCAAUUCGAGGCCGGGCGGAGGAUGAAGUUCGACAUGGGAGGGCAGCGCAAAGGUCUGGGUGCGUGA